Molecule: messenger RNA, 900 nt
Organism: Effrenium voratum
Lineage: Eukaryota; Dinophyceae; Suessiales; Symbiodiniaceae
Source: the annotation of a GenBank genome assembly
AUGGCGCUCCAGAAAGUGCACUUCUUGCCGCUGAAGAGCUCCAUCCUGGUGUCCGCCUACCCCAAAGCGCCUCAGCUCUGCGGCGGCGCGGGGGGGCACCUGGCGCAAUUCAACUCGGAGCAUCCGGUGGGCCUCGAGGUGUCCUUUAAAAACUCCUGCGCCUCAACUUCGGCCCCAGCGCUGGCGCCCUCAGCCCCAGCUGCGGCGCGCAUCUGCACCCGCUCCACCGAGACGCUGAGCUUGACCCUGGAGACCCAGGCGAAGUGCUCGGCGGAUGGGAGCUUCUACUACUUCCGGGUGAAGGCUGGCACUCUGCCCGCGGACGCGGUGGAUAUCAGCACUUUGGAGUGUGAGUUGGAGGGCCCGGGUCUGAAUUUGUUCGACGGCAGCUGCUUGGAGAACCUGGCGCUGCGCCGGCUCAAGUUCUUGCCCCUCAGCAGCUCCGUGGCCGUGAACGCGUAUCCCAUCGCCUCCCAAAGGUGCUUGGGCCAAACCGGGCACGCGGCAGAGUUCAACAGCGUCUACCAGGUGGGCCAAGCCGUGCAGCUGAAGCGAGGCUGUCCCGCGAGCUCCGCGCCAAGCGCGCCUUCCCUUUGUUCCAAGAGCGCCCAGUUUAUGGUGACACUUAUGGUGCAGUCCGAGGCGCGGUGCUCGGCGGAUGGGUCCUUCUACUACUUCAAGGUGGGGGCAGGAAUCCUUCCCUCUGACUUGGUGGACAUUAGCACAGAAGAGUGCGAGAUGCAGGGCCCGCACCUGCAGGUCUAUCGGGAUCAGAAGUGCUGGGAGGCUAUGGCAUUGCGGAAGCUGCAUUUCUGGCCGCUCCGAAGCUCCAUAGUAGCGACGGCCUAUCCCGAUGGCCAAAACUGCACGGGGCCCACGGGCCAUGCAGCGUCUCUGUGA